This is a messenger RNA of Leguminivora glycinivorella, 4079 nucleotides long. RefSeq names its product 5-oxoprolinase. Gene Ontology annotation, cellular component: cytosol. NCBI's taxonomy places the organism in Eukaryota, Metazoa, Arthropoda, Insecta, Lepidoptera, Tortricidae. Gene Ontology annotation, biological process: glutathione metabolic process. The record is from RefSeq and is a predicted model, not a curated record. Gene Ontology annotation, molecular function: 5-oxoprolinase (ATP-hydrolyzing) activity.
CUUAUCAGUAACGUCAAUGUCACUGUCAGUGUCAGUCAGUCCAACCUGCAAGUCGAAGUCGAAGUUUAUCAAAUCAAAAGCAAUCAAAAAUCUACAAUGAGUCCUCCAGGUUUCCAGUUCGCCAUUGACCGUGGAGGCACGUUUACAGAUGUGUUCACCCGAUGCCCCAACGGCAAGGUGCGGGUCAUGAAGCUCCUGUCUGUGGACCCGCAGAACUAUGAUGAUGCGCCAAGGGAGGCUAUUAGACGGAUUCUUCAAGAGGAAACCGGUAACGCGCUAGACAAGGACGGCAAGGUCAACACAUCCCUCAUAGAAUCCAUCCGUAUGGGAACCACAGUGGCUACAAACGCACUGCUGGAGCGGAAAGGUGCCAAGAUGGCGCUGGUCAUUAAUAAGGGCUUCAAGGACCUGCUGCUCAUUGGCAACCAGGCUAGGCCUAAUAUUUUCCAAUUGGACAUAAAACGGCCUGACGUCCUAUACUCUGAAGUCAUAGAAGUAGACUGCCGCGUCAUCCCAGCCUUAGAAGAUCGUUGCCAACUUGGCGCACUCAAGAGCCAAUGGCGACCCGUCACAGGCAUCACUGGAGAGAAAAUGCUAGUCAUGCAAGAGCUAGACGAGGAUGCAGUGAGGCGGGAUUUGAUGAGACUGAAAGAGAAGGGAAUAGAGAGUGUUGCUGUCGUGUUGGCGCAUAGUUAUACGUAUCAUGAGCAUGAGGUUAGGAUUGGGAAGAUUGCUGAGGAAAUCGGCUUUCCCCUCGUCUCGCUCUCGCACGCGGUAACGGCUAUGGUGCGUCUCGCACCCCGCGGCUACACGGCCGCGGCCGAUGCGUACCUCACACCGCACAUACAACAGUAUCUACGCGGCUUCGCUCGUGGAUUCAAGGAUGAAUUGAAGGGAACCAAUGUGCUGUUUAUGCAGAGCGAUGGAGGACUUACACCUAUGGAUCUGUUCAACGGUUCCCGCGCUAUCUUGUCCGGGCCGGCGGGAGGGGUAGUGGGGUACGCUAUGACAUCGUACCAGAAAGAGACCGGCCUUCCAGUUAUAGGCUUCGACAUGGGUGGUACUUCGACGGACGUGUCGAGAUAUGCUGGCGCGUUGGAACAUGUUCACGAGGCCACGACCGCUGGAGUCACCAUCCAGGCACCGCAGUUAGACAUAAACACAGUAGCCGCUGGCGGCGGGUCCAUGUUAACUUUCCGCUCUGGUCUGUUCGCGGCCGGGCCCGAGUCCGCGUCAGCCCACCCGGGUCCCGCUUGCUACAGAAAGGGCGGCCCUCUUACUGUCACCGACGCUAAUCUACUGCUUGGCCGCCUUCUACCUGAAUAUUUCCCUAAAAUCUUUGGUCCGAAGGAGAAUGAGCCUUUAGACAAGGAAGCAACGAUCAAAGCUUUCAAAAAGAUGACAGACGAAAUCAACGGUUUCCUGAAAGCUGAUGGCGGAAAACAGAUGAGCAUGGAAGAAGUGGCUAUGGGAUUCCUAAAUGUCGCAAAUGAAGCAAUGUGCAGACCUAUAAACGCGCUGACAACAGCCCGCGGUCACGACGCGUCGCGUCACGCGCUGGCGUGCUUCGGCGGCGCGGGCGGCCAGCACGCGUGCGCCGUGGCGCGCACACUCGGCGUCACUACCGUCCUGCUGCACAAGUACGCAGGAAUCCUGUCAGCCUACGGCAUGGCGUUAGCCCACGUCGUUCACGAGGCCCAACAGCCGAGCGGUUGUGUGUACGCGCCCAACAACUUCCAGGAUAUAGACCGACAGCUGGACGUGCUAGCUGCUGUCUGCAGAGACAAGCUGAGGAAACAGGGCUUCUCGGACGCACGGAUCCAAACGGAGCCAUACCUGCAUCUGCGCUAUGUCGGAACAGAUUGCGCGCUCAUGGUGUCCCCUGUACCAGCCACGGGCAAGCCUGCCACGCAACACGGGGACUUCUAUACUGCGUUCGUCACGAGGUACCAGAAUGAGUUUGGGUUCACGCUUGCUGUCAGAGAUGUCAUAGUGGAUGACAUUCGAGUUAGAGGCGUUGGUUUGAGCGAGGUAGCAGAAGAAACAGCGCCACCUAGUGGAAAGGGGACUAAACCGGUAUCUGAGAAGUCAGUGAAGGUUUACUUCGAAGGCGGAUACCAAGACACGGCCGUAUACCUUUUGGACAAAUUACAUCCAGAGCAAGUUGUUCCCGGGCCAGCCAUCAUCAUGGACAGCCUGUCUACUGCCCUUGUGGAGCCUGACUGCCGCGCUGAAAUAACCAAGUUGGGUGACAUCAAGAUAACAAUCGGCUCUGGACAGCCCAAACGGAUAACCACAGCUCUAGAGCCCAUACAGCUCAGCAUCUUCUCACAUCGCUUCAUGUCUAUAGCUGAGCAGAUGGGCAGAGUACUGCAAAGAACCUCAAUCUCUGUGAACAUCAAGGAACGACUGGAUUUCUCUUGCGCGCUGUUCGGACCUGAUGGCGGCCUGGUAUCCAACGCGCCUCACAUACCAGUGCAUCUAGGCGCUAUGCAGGAGACUGUGCAAUACCAGAUGAAAGUCCGCGGUGAUUCUCUGAAGCCGGGUGACGUACUUCUCGCCAACCACCCCAAGGCGGGAGGUUCCCAUCUACCGGACCUUACCGUCAUUACACCAGUAUUUCACAACGGUCGCGGCCGUCCAAUAUUCUUCGUGGCGUCCCGAGGUCACCACGCGGACAUCGGAGGCCUAACUCCAGGGUCUAUGCCUCCACAUUCCGUAUCUCUCAAACAGGAGGGGGCUGCUUUCAAGUCAUUCUUACUGGUGGAUGGGGGAAAGUUCAAUGAGAAGGAGCUUACAGCAGAGCUGAUGAAACCUGGUGAGGAAGAAGGCUGUUCUGGCACACGCAAUUUGGCUGAUAACUUGUCCGAUCUAAAGGCGCAAGUCGCUGCUAACCAACGGGGAAUUCAACUAGUAGGAGAGCUGAUAAACCACUACGGACUUGAUGUGGUGCAAGCGUACAUGGCACACAUACAGAAGAACGCUGAGAUUGCCGUGCGAGACAUGCUCAAGGAAAUAGCGAAUAAGACAUACGCAAGUACGGGAUCAACCGUAUUGAAAGCGGUGGAGUACUUGGACAAUGGCACACCUAUAGCACUCAGCGUCACUAUUGACAAGGAGACGGGUACAGCGCUCUGCGACUUUACAGGCACUGGCGUGGAAGUAUGGGGUAACCUAAACUCGCCGCGCGCUAUCACUCUUUCAGCACUGAUCUACUGUCUGCGUUGUAUGGUGGGACAUGAUGUUCCGCUUAACCAGGGUUGCCUGAACCCGGUGCAGGUGGUUAUUCCACCGGGCUCCAUACUGGACCCGUCGGAAAGCGCGGCCGGUGGGGGCAACGUGCUCACAUCACAGCGUAUCGUUGACGUCGUGCUUAAGGCUUUUCAGGUGUGCGCCGCGUCUCAGGGCUGUAUGAACAACCUGACGUUAGGCGAGGACGACUGGGGAUAUUACGAGACCGUGGCCGGCGGCAGCGGGGCGGGCCCAGGCUGGCACGGAUCAGGCGGCGUCCACACACACAUGACCAACACGCGGAUCACCGACGUGGAGAUAGUUGAGCGGCGGUAUCCCAUGCUUGUGGCUGAGUUUUCGCUGCGACCAAACACGGGUGGACGAGGGCGCUGGCGCGGCGGCGACGGCACGCGGCGCGCGCUAGUAUUCCGCCGCCCGGUGCGGCUGUCCGUGCUCACGGAGCGCCGCGCUUUCCAGCCCUACGGCAUGAACGGCGGUGAACCGGGUGAGCGCGGCUUGAACUUGCUACAGCGGGUGGACGGGCGGGUUAUCAACCUUGGAGGAAAAGCGUCCGUCAAAGCGUACCCAGGGGACAAGUACAUAAUGAACUCUCCCGCGGGCGGCGGCUACGGGCCGCCUUCAGAUUCGCCGCCCGCUGAUUCGCGCGCGGAACAACGCAGCGGCUUUCUCGAGCGCGGCAGCGUCUAUGAGUAUCGGAGCGCGCAGGAAUCCGUCUAGAGAUAUCACACGGCGUCUAACCAAAGAGAUCAAUAUUAUGAAAUUCUUCAAAAAUAGUUAAUUCGUUACAAACGAGUUAGGAAAAAAUACAUAAGUACAGGAAAAUAAAA